AAUUUAUACUAAACAUAAAUACAUAUACAUAGUGAUACAUUAGUUAAACUCAUUUAGCUUUAAACUUGAUAAAAAUUUUUCCGUUUUAUUACAUAUAUAAUACGAAAUGGCGACUAUUGAGGAUGCACAGGACAAACGUAAUGAAGAUAUGAAACUGGAGAAAAUCGAAAGUAAGCGGCGAAAUCCCGACACAUUGGAUAACAUUAUAACCAAUAUAUGUGGUCGAUUGAAAAUCAUUUCCGUCGAUGUGGAUAAAGUCCAAAGGGCCAAGGAACUGCUUGCCUCAAUGCAGCGUAGAAAAACAUUCUUUGCCCUACUUGGCCAUGAUGAUGAUGGCAGCAUUGUCAAGAGUCAAACGGAUCUGCUACGCUUGGAAUCCAAAUUCGAUUUGGGAUACCUGGACGAGGAGUAUAACGACAUGGAUGGAGCCUACAUGGAAGAAGAUUUCAGUGAAGACUUAUCCUUAUUACCUUUUGACGAGGAUCAUUGGCAUAGCUAUUUUAAAGGUUUUCAAAUAAUAAGCAAUACCCAUGAUCCGUACACCAAUGAGAAUAACAAGUGUAUAGAAUUGUCCACCAUUAAUCCAUGUGAUCGCAACUUCAAGACCUUUUUACACUGUGGUGUACGUAGCUUUCUGCUGGACCUAUUCAUUGGCACUCAAGCCGAGCAACAAGCCCUGAUUGUGCAGUUGCGCGAAGCCGAGAUUGGUGUGUCCAAGGAGUAUGGUUUUCCGGUGGUAUCCACCAUAUGUGUGAAGCUAUCACCACGCUUUCAAUACACUGGCUAUUUGAGUCCUAGGCUCCUUAGGGAUAAUCCAAAUGGUGUGGAGUUAAUAAAGGGUCACUCGGUUAUUUUGACAGUGAAUCGCGAGUAUUCGAAUGCAUCGACCUGUUCGAUGAUAUAUGUCAAUGCUCGUUUCCUAUUGGGCGAUAUUAAGCAAUAUGAUUUUAUACUCAUCGAUGAGCAUAUACAACUAAUGGUCGUAGGCCGGGAACGAGAUCAUCUAAAAUGCUGUGUGGCACGCGGUGGCCUACUAAGAUCAUAUAUGCCUGUUCUGUUCCCGGCACGUUGUAGUAAAUUUCGUGUAUCCUAUGAAGAGCUGGAGGAUCUAACAUUUGCUCGCGAAGUGGGCAUCAAUGUGGUAAUCUCAAAUAUGAUGGGAACUCAAAGAUAUCUCGAUGAUCUGGAGCAUGUGAUGUGCGAUUUACAGUGUGAGCACUUGAAAAUCUUUGCCCGUGUCGUGCUCAAUGAGAUUCAGGGCUGUGAUGGUGAACUAAAUUGGGCCACAAAACGUUACGAUGGUUUCCUAAUCGAGUUAGCCGAGCCAUCACUUGUGCCGGAUAUAAUGCAUUUGUGUCCCAAUGCCGAGUGUUUUAUGCAAUUGGCUCAUGCCACCAAGAAACCCAUGAUAUUCGAUGCCAUACACAUUAAUGAGCAGAAAAUUCGUAUAGAUCCCUCCCAUUAUUACUACACAUUCUAUUAUCCGGAUAAAUAUCUAGUUAAAUGCCAUCAAACGCAAGACGAUUGCUAUUUUACUUUAUUGCAAGAGUCCAUCUUUAAGCACAUAACACCCAAGGCUCUAAGUAGGCAACCAUACUGUGAUAGCUCGCAUACCGGAGCCGAUAGUCUGGCCAGGAUGAUAGUGACCGCUUCGGUGGAUUGUGAAGCAGUGGCCAUUGUUGUAUGUGGCGUGACCGCACGUAUGGUACAGAAAAUUGCCCAUUUUCGUCCAUAUGCUCCCAUCAUAUUUGUUAGCCAAAUGCGUUCCGCUGAGGAUUAUGUGUCGUUGUAUUACAAUGUCACAAUGCUAUCAUUUCGGACAACAUAUUUUAUAUCACAUCGUCGGAAUACGUUUCGUAAGGCCAUCUAUGGUCUGGCAUAUUUGGCUGAUCGUAAACUUGUCAAACAAAAUGAUUUAAUCAUAUUGGUGUAUAACUAUGAUGCGGGCACAACAUUUCCAGAAAAAUAUCUAAUGUAUAAAUUUGAUAAAAUUCAUUUUGCCCAACAUAUGUGCAAUUCGAUGUUUCCAUCACCAAAUGAUGGUAUAUUAAUUGAUCAUAAUGAUUUGGAAUAAUAUGUCGUUGUGUGUCGCUAUCUCACUUGCUCAUGCUCGUGUUUCUCUGUACCUGUCUCUGUCUAUUUUAGCUUUACUUCUUCUUCAGAUUUUUCUUUUGUAAUUGUAAAUUAUAGGCAAGGAAACACGAAUAAAAUUUGGUAAUAUUGUUGCCAAGAUUUAAAGUUA
Molecule: messenger RNA, 2242 nt
Organism: Drosophila willistoni
Lineage: Eukaryota; Metazoa; Arthropoda; Insecta; Diptera; Drosophilidae
Exons: 2
Coding region: 107-2074 (655 amino acids)
Biological process (GO): glycolytic process
Cellular component (GO): cytoplasm
Molecular function (GO): potassium ion binding; magnesium ion binding; pyruvate kinase activity
Source: RefSeq, a predicted model, not a curated record